CAUAUGGAUGAUAUGCAAUUUCCUUGGUUCAACAUACAUGAUCAUGGUCAUGAUCAGCAAGAACAACAAAGUUUCGAUUUCGAUUCUGAUGACAUGUUCUUGAAUCAAAUCCACCAAUUGUCAUCUACUACUAAUUGGGCUAAUGGCUUGCAAGAUAUCAUCAGCAAGAAUUUAGUUCCCACUACUACUACCAUAACGAGUACUACUACGGCUUCUUUUGAAUGCUUACUUUCUUGCACAAAUAGUAGUACUAUCGAUGACACGUCAGAUGGGAUGCCGCCCGUGGUUUUCUCAGAUGACAAGAGUUUAUGGCGUAACGUCGACGACAACAUUAAUGUUGUGACCAGAAAUAAUAACGUUAGUAGUGGUGUGUCGUCUGGUGAUUCCGUCACGGAUGAUGGUGUUCUUUCUCAAUCUCUCCAACAGAUUAACCAAGUUGAAUGUUCAUCCGGGAAUAAACGACGGAUAGAGAGGAUUGGGGUAAUUUCAGCUGAGAACCUACCAAGACCGAAAAGAUCUAGAUCGGAUCCAGGCCAACCGACCUCAUCAACUAUAAACUUCCAACAACCCGGUAAUCCAUCAGAAACCGACACAGAAGCAAUAGCACAAAUGAAGGAAAUGAUCUAUAGAGAAGCAGCAUUCCGGCCUGUGAGUUUCGCAGUAGAGACAGUGGUGGAUAAACCUAAACGAAAGAAUGUAAGGAUAUCGAGUGAUCCCCAAACCGUGGCGGCUAGGGAAAGAAGGGAAAGGAUAAGUGAAAGGAUUAGAGUUUUGCAAAAACUUGUCCCUGGUGGAAACAAAAUGGACACAGCAUCUAUGCUUGAUGAGGCUGCAAAUUAUCUCAAGUUUUUGAGGUCACAAGUGAAGGCAUUGGAACAAGCAGGGCAAAAUAGUACACAAAUCAUCCCUCAUCAUGCUUCAAUGGUUGCACCUUUCACUCAAAACAUUUUUUCCAUGCAACCUCAUUUUCAAUAUCCUCAUGAAAACUUGUACCCCAAUCCACCACCAGCAUGAGCUAUAAUUAUGCAAAGUACUAUAGCUAGAUUUUUAAAUUUUUUUUUUU
Erigeron canadensis is the source of this 1063-nucleotide messenger RNA. RefSeq names its product transcription factor bHLH87-like. The coding region runs from base 4 to 1014 and encodes 336 amino acids. Lineage: Eukaryota; Viridiplantae; Streptophyta; Magnoliopsida; Asterales; Asteraceae. Gene Ontology annotation, biological process: regulation of DNA-templated transcription. Gene Ontology annotation, molecular function: protein dimerization activity; DNA-binding transcription factor activity. The transcript is spliced from 2 exons. The record is from RefSeq and is a predicted model, not a curated record.